GUCUCCUCGCACACCUCACCAACUGCAGGGUGCCCGCCCCACGGAAAGGUGGGCUGGAGUAAGGCCGGAAGCCAGGGCGUGGCUCCUCUGCGGUCCCCCUGCUGGGGCAGAGAGGCCAGGGUGCGGCCGAAGGCCCAGGGCCCCUGUGGCCAUCUCCCUAGUCGUCGAGUGGCUGAAAGCACCAAGACCGGCCAUAGCUGCCGGCUCUCCUCGAGCCCCGGUGCCACCCCAGGCAGUCAGGCCUGGCAGCUGCCGGUGCCCACCCCAGGCAGUCAGGCCUGGCAGCUGCCGGUGCACCACAGGCCACCAGGCGGUUUCCGCCAGAUCCUACCGCCUGCCUCCCUCCCGGGAGAUUGCGCAAAGCCCCACCGCAUGGCAGCUCAGAGGUUUUGCCGGGUCUGUGGAGCCUCAGAGAUGCCCACGGCCCCCUCUCCUGCGCUCGCCCAUCUCCUCCGUGGAUGCCACGCCAGCUCCCCACCCCCACCCCGAGACCAGUCUGGUCCUCACCAACAGGCAGGAGCUGGAGGAGGCCAGCAACCCCAGGCACCCAAGAGGGAAGCAGGAGGGGGACCGCGGGGUGGCGGAAAGCCCCCAGGAUGGCGAGGGGCAGCUGACCCAGGCCGUGGUUCCUGUUCACGCCUCCUUCCAUGACCCCCAUCCCAAGGACCUCAAGAACGUGAGCGGCCUGAGGCCUCCGGAUGCAGAACCCGAGAGCCAGUCCUUGUCCUGCCACAUCCAGGACCGAGAGGGGUCCAGCAGCAGCGGGGGGAGGAAGCCGGUGGGGCACCAGCUUGGCUGAGUGGGGAGCAGAUGAAAGAGCUUCCCUCCAGCAGGGCUGCGCAGGGGCUGUGGCUGUGAUUGGACGGCGUCUCUGCCCAGUGGCUGCUGUGAUUUGAGAUCUCUGGGUGCCCUGGGUGGCUGACUCUGGGAGCUGCGGAUGGGGACGGCUGGGUGCAGCCCCUCCCCGAGGCUUCGGGCCUUGGGGGCCUUGGCCGGAGCCACCCUCCUCUUCACCCUGUGGCUCCUGUGGCAAUUCCGGCCGGCCCCCGUGAGGGUCCCCGCGCCCCCACGCACGCUCCUCGUCCUCAUCUGGCACUGGCCCUUCGCCGACCAGCCCCCCGAGCUGCCCAGCAACACCUGCACCCGCUACGGCGUGGCCCACUGCCACCUGAGCACCAACCACAGCCUGCUGGCCAGCGCGGAUGCCGUGGUCUUCCACCACCGCGAGCUGCAGACCCGGCGUGCCCACCUACCCCUGGCCAGCCGGCCGCGGGGGCAGCCCUGGGUGUGGGCCUCCAUGGAGUCGCCCAGCCACACCCACGGCCUCGGUCGCCUUGGCGGGAUCUUUAACUGGGUGCUAAGCUACCGGCGAGACUCUGAUAUCUUCGUGCCCUAUGGCCGGCUGGAGCCCCACGAGGGCCCCGCGCCGCCCCUGCCGGCCAAGAAGGGGGUGGCGGCCUGGGUGGUCAGCAACUUCCAGGCGCGGCAGCGGCGUGUGCAGCUGUACCGGCGGCUGGCGCCCCACCUGCGCGUGGACGUGUUCGGCCGCGCCAACGGGAAGCCACUGUGCGCCAGCUGCCUGCUGCCCACCGUGGCCCGCUACCUCUUCUAUCUGUCUUUCGAGAACUCACAGCACCGAGACUACAUCACCGAGAAGUUCUGGCGCAACGCACUGGCAGCCGGGACGGUUCCCGUGGUGCUGGGGCCCCCGAGGGCCAACUACGAGGCCUUUGCACCAGCUGACGCCUUCGUGCACGUGGACGACUUCGGCUCGGCCCAGGAGCUGGCCUCCUUCCUGGCUGGCGUGAACGCCAGCAGCUACCGGCGCUACCUCGCCUGGCGAGACCGGCUCCGCGUGCGGCUGUUUGAGGACUGGAGCGAGCGCUUCUGCGCCAUCUGCACCCAAUACCCCCACUUGCCUCGAGGCCAGGUGUACUGGGACCUCAAGGCCUGGUUCCAGGCCUGAGCUCUGGCCCGACGAGGAGGAGGCUGAGGAGGGUGGCUGGGCGCCGGUGGUGGGGGUGGAAGGGCUGGGUGUUGAAAUCAAACCACUGGGCAUCCGGCCCCCACACGCCAUCAGGAUAGUGCAGAGGCUGGGUUAGAAACUGGAAAGCAGAGAUCAGGUGGGAGUGGGCUGGUCCGGGCAGACUGCCUGGAGGAGGAGGCUGGUGGACACUGGAGCAGGCAUUGGGGGGGUGAAGGUGAGAGUGGGAGAGAGUUAGUGGAGGUGCAUGUGGCGAGUUGAUCUAAGAUACAGGCUCCCAGGGACCUCUGAGGACCUCCCUCCCCACCUCGACAAAACCCCCGUGGGAUCCUCUGUCCCAGACAGCGGUUGGGAGAGGCCAGGGGUUGGGCCUCCUGCAGUCUGGAGGGAAAACUCUGAGCCCCCAAACCUCCUCUGUCACCGAGGUCCCUUGGCUUGGGCCGUGCAGGUGCAUCACCCACAGCCUGCACUGUGCUGGAGCCGGGUCCGGGGACGCCAGGACAAGCCGGCCAGCCUGCAUCUCUGGGAGGGUCAGCGAUCAGUAAAGAAAGGAAGACAAGAA
Messenger RNA from Mustela lutreola (European mink), 2546 nucleotides. RefSeq names its product fucosyltransferase 7 (gene FUT7). The record is from RefSeq and is a predicted model, not a curated record. Lineage: Eukaryota; Metazoa; Chordata; Mammalia; Carnivora; Mustelidae. Gene Ontology annotation, molecular function: alpha-(1->3)-fucosyltransferase activity. Gene Ontology annotation, cellular component: membrane. The transcript is spliced from 3 exons. Bases 938 to 1966 code for a protein of 342 amino acids.